AUGACUAAAGUAGAAAAUACUAUUAAUCAUUUAGUUGAUAAUCUAUCGACAGAAGAGAAUGCUAUAAAUGAAGAAAUAUCUCAUAAUCAAUUAGGAGAACUUCAUACAUUUUUAUGUUGUCGUACAACAUGUCGACGUGGUUUUAAAUUUUAUUCUGAUCAUCUUAUAUAUUUAACUGUUAAAGAUAAAAAAGAACAAUAUGAAUUCAAUCACAAUUUGAUGGUCUUGUUGUCAAGUUAUUGA
This is a messenger RNA of Rotaria sp. Silwood1, 243 nucleotides long. The record is from the annotation of a GenBank genome assembly. Lineage: Eukaryota; Metazoa; Rotifera; Eurotatoria; Philodinida; Philodinidae.